AUGGCGCCCGACUCGCCCUGUUGGCAGCAACGGCACGACUCCAUUCGUCACAUCUUGCAAACACGCUCCGUCAAGGCAGCUCUGCGCGACUUCCAGUUCAGCCUGAACAAUCUCGACAACAUUCGCUCAAUAUCAGAUGCAUCAGAUGCAUCACAGGCCGACCCUAGCAGCUCGAGUCAUGUCCAUGCCUCUUCCGCCGCCACCUUGGGUCGAUUCCUCGACAUCAGCCUCGUCAUCUCGUGGUCUGCCGACGGUCUUGCAGCGAGCACCGACCCAAACCCCUUCCGGAUUGCAGCCGCUCCCACUCUCAGAGACCUACGCUCGCUCAGCUUGCAGGUACAAGACUUCAAGUCUAUCAAGGUGCUCCAGAAGAGCGCAGGAAGCCUUGUCGAAGUCGUAAAGAGCCGCCUCGAUGGCCGUGUCUACGUGCUCAAGUCGCUCGUCAAGGGCUUUGCCCGUCGCAAUGCCGCCAUUCAGACUCCCAUCAACGAGUCCAAGCUGCUACAGCGCCAGCCCCACUCCUCACUCGAGUCGCAUCAACACCACCAGCUGCUCACGCCACAGCUGCUCGCCGCGUUUCAGACGCAAAAUUCCGUCCAUGUGCUCAUGGAGUAUGUACCCAGCGGCGACUUCAGCGAGCUUCUUAUGGCUGCAAGCAGCUGCGGCCCCGACUAUCCCGGCCGCGCUCCCACCGGCCUUCUCAACGAAGACUGGAUCCUCCGCUACAGCGUCGACAUGGUGCAGGCCAUCGCUUGGGUCCAUGCUCAGGGCUUUGCCCACCGCGACAUCAAGCCCGGCAACUUUCUCCUCGACCGCAGCGGCCAUCUGAAGCUGUGCGACUUUUCCAGCGCCGCGCCCUUCAGCGACUUUGCCUCCCAAGCCCACACUGCCAGCACGUCAUCCAAGCCAGACCGCAAGGUGUGGGCCUUCUACUGCUCUCAGCCCACAGGCACGUGCGACUACCUAUCGCCCGAGGUGCUCGAAGCCGAGGAAACACGCGUCCUCCAGCGUCAGCAGCAGUACGACUUGUCCAAUCUUGACGACUUCCUCGGCGUCCAACGUCGCACCAAUCCAUCAUCACAGGCUGGUUCCGGCUCACAACCCGAGUGCACGCCCGGCUUGUACGGCCCACAAGUCGACUGGUGGAGCUUCGGCGUGAUGCUCUACGAGAUGCGCUUCGGCGUCCUACCCUUCUUCGCCGACAAGAUGGAGGAGACCUACGAAAAGAUCAAGGCACACUCGACCUCGCUCCGAUUCGAUGCUUCCGUCGCAUGUUCCACCCAGCUCACACUGCUCAUCCGCGGCCUCGUCACAGAAGCAGCACGUCGUCUCGGCCGCGACUCGGCACAACAAGUCCAGCAGCAUGCAUUCUAUGCUGCCGAGCGCAUCGACUGGUCCAAGCACUGGCCGCUCGACGCCCCUUUCACCCCCAAUGCUCCGGGAGAUCCCGCAUCGGACCAGCGGUCGACCACGCGCGACGGUCUCGCAGGCCAAAAUGCCAAUCCCGCGCCCACUGGCAUUGCUGCCCACUUCAAAGACAGCUCCAUGUCCGUCGUGUCCAGCUUACCCUCCUUCUCCGCCCUCUACGCGGGCAAUCCGGACGACUUUCCCGCCUUUGCAGACUCACGGGAAUUUGAGGCAGACUCGGUCGGACACAAACAGGACUGGUGGGGACCGGACGCUGGCAUUUCUCAGGAGGGUGAGCCAGAUUGCUCAAGCCAUCUCAGAGACGACGAGACGCAAGCAGCGAAUAAUGUGCCGCCGCCUUCCAGCGACCUGUCGCUGACAGCUGGCAUGACCAGGUCUUCCUCCUCGCCCGCCGUCGUGCUCAACGCCUCUUCAUCCCCAAGCGCAAUGCUCCGCGACGCAAACUCGUCGCUCGCAGGUGCUAUCUCGCCAUGCAUCUCGCGCUCGGCUCCGCGCUGGUCCGAUUGCGACACCACUUUUGUCGGUUUCAGCUACUUGCCACACAGAGACGCUUUUUUGCCUCCGGCAGACGCAGCCCCUGCAGUAUCGACUGGCGAUUUGUCGACCGCUGCCAGCUUUGACGACCUUGCUCACAAGACGGGCGCUUCUCCGAGCAUCUGGCCCACCAGCACCCCCAUCGCGUCCACGCCAUUCCAUCGAGGCAGCUCGCAAGCAUCGCAUUCACUCACCACGCUCCCGACGCCGCCGUCGUUUGCGCCCAGCCCCGUUGCUGCUGUCGAGCCCGCGGGCGCCGAAGCGCGAAAUCAGCAUUCGCAGCCGAGACCCCCGGCGCUUCCCUUCCAGCAUCCACAAAAUUUUGUCACGCCGGCUCGCAAGCCGUCGUACAUGGCCAUCCACGAUCGAUUCCGCCAGCUCCAAGGUCAGGAGGCGCCCAUCCCCGAAGAUGCCUCGGCCAACUAUACGCCCGCGGUGCCAUCGUCGCCAUAUCCCUUCCCCAUGGCCUCGGCUGUCAAGAACUCGCACUUUACCGGAGGCAGGAAGGCGGUGCUCAACCGGCGCGACCUCGAACGCGCGCGCUCGGCAACCCCCGGCGGCGGAAGCGUCGGUUCGGACAGCCGUCAGUCGGGCGGCAGCAAUGCCGUACGCGAGAUCUCGGAGCGCGAAGCCUGGGACGAGAUGAUGGCUGCCGUGCAGAAGAGCGUUCGAAAGAAGCAACCCGCUGCCGUCGUGCCUCCGACACCGCCAAUCUCGUCGGCUGUCAAGCCCACGGGCCUGCCGCGCUCUUCCACCGACCCGCAGCUUUCGGCGUCCAAGCCUGUCACAACACUGCCGUCCCGGCGUGUCCAUCCCCAAAAAGCAGGAGACAACACGGGCUCUCGGCGGGCAUCGCGCAACGCUCUGCAGCCUCUCGAGGCUCCGCGUCAGGCGCUGCACCCGGCAAGGUCAGGGCUUGGCGACCACCGCUCAUCGGACGAGAAGCACGGAUCCGUCGCACAGUCGCAAGGCGACGCUCGUCAGGCUGGCAACGGAGCCAGGCUCGUUGCGCCACGCGCUACAUUCAAGGUGGUCGCUCCCGAGUCACCCGAGCCGUUGCCAGCGGCACUCGUGCCGGACGACUCGCCGCGCGCGGGCGGGCUGAUGCCGAACCAGUAUGCGCUCGACAUCGACAUGUACGACUCGGAUGGCUCAGACGAUGGGCACGCGGCACCUCGACACCUGCGACACAAGAAGAGCGCGCGCCAGCUGCUCAUCCGAGCGCAGGAACGCGGCACGCCGACCAAGCCCAAGCGGGCGCAAAGCCCGCCUCUGACCGAGGCGUUUGCGUCGGCGCCCUCGGUGGCUGCGGUGCUGGAAGCCGCGGGCGCGCGCGACUCGCCGCCGCUGCUGCUGGGCGACCAUUCGGUGCGUUCGGCCGGCUCGUCGCGCGACGUUUCGUACGAGCAGAGUGCGGAUCGCGGCGUGGGCUCGUCGCGCGCCCGAGCACUGUCCAUGCAGCGAUCGGGCAAGAGCACGCCAGACGGCAGCCGGGAGAUCCUCUCGACGAGCCUCGGCAAGACGUCGGUCUCGUUUGCCCCCAUGGCGUACGUGCCCGUGCUGGGCGCCAUCCCUCCGUGGCGCGACGCGAGGGACGCAGCGGGCAGUGGCGAUGGCUCUGGUGAUGGCAAGGGUCUGCCGCGCGAUUCGGGACGGGGCACGCGGACGAUCCGCCGCAAGGACAGCGGCGAGAUGCUCUCGCAGUACCGCAAGGCCAAAGGCAUGGGGCGCGCGACGAGCAUGCUGUCGCUCAGCGAGCGCGCCAAAGCCGACGCGGACGCGCCGGCCUCGCGCCCGGAUACGGCCGGCAGCGGCAACGCGGCGCUGUCAACCUCGCCGCCCGAUGGUGAUGGAGAGGACGACUUCAUCUUGGGCCACGUCGAGAGCCGGAUGCGGUCGCUGGCGCCCGGUGGCAGCUUGCCCGGGCGCACGAUUCGGCGCUUCUCGAGCGUGCUUUCGCUCAAAGAACGCGAGCGCGUGACGAUCGAGCGGCCGGCGAGCCAGGAUGGCGGCGGUAAGAGCACGCGCGGCUUCGGCCGCUUCCGCAGCCGCUUUGCGCCGUCGACGCUGUGCGAAGAGCCGAGCGAGGACGCUGCGGGCGACGACGCGGGCCUCGCGCACGAGCGGGCGCAGCGGGGCGCACACCGCAGUCGCCGCGUGGGCACCAAGGUCGCCGACGACGACUCGGGCAAGCUGGGCGGCGGGCGGAGGAUGGGCGAGACGCUGCCGAGGUCGUUUGCAGUGCGCGCGGCGUCGAUGGGGGCGAGCGAGUCGCCCGGUACGGGAGACGUGAGCCUCAUGACGGGGCUAGGGCAGCGCCACCAUGCGCUGCAGGGCUCACUGCUGGGACUCGAGCAGCGUCUGGCGCGGCUCAAGGCGCGGCUGGAAGACUGA
Molecule: messenger RNA, 4356 nt
Organism: Moesziomyces antarcticus
Lineage: Eukaryota; Fungi; Basidiomycota; Ustilaginomycetes; Ustilaginales; Ustilaginaceae
Exons: 1
Coding region: 1-4356 (1451 amino acids)
Biological process (GO): actomyosin structure organization; peptidyl-threonine phosphorylation
Cellular component (GO): cytoskeleton; cytoplasm
Molecular function (GO): ATP binding; protein serine/threonine kinase activity
Source: RefSeq, a predicted model, not a curated record